Molecule: messenger RNA, 546 nt
Organism: Balaenoptera ricei (Rice's whale)
Lineage: Eukaryota; Metazoa; Chordata; Mammalia; Artiodactyla; Balaenopteridae
Product: ferritin light chain-like
Exons: 1
Coding region: 58-546 (162 amino acids)
Biological process (GO): intracellular iron ion homeostasis; iron ion transport
Cellular component (GO): cytoplasm
Molecular function (GO): ferrous iron binding; ferric iron binding
Source: RefSeq, a predicted model, not a curated record
AGGACUCCUCAGAAUGACUCCACCCAGGUGGAGGCUGUCCUCCACCGCCUGGUCAACAUGCACCUGCAGGCCUCCUACACCUACCUCUCUCUGGGCUUCUAUUUUCAACGAAGCGUUGUGCCUCUGGAGCGCGUGGGCCACUUUUUCCGCGAAUCGGCGGAGGAGCAGCGUGAGGGCGCCGAGCGACCCUUGAAAAUGCAAAACCACUGCAGCCACCUGGCCCUCUUCCAGGACGUGCAGAAGCCGUCCCAAGAGGAGUGGCAUAAAACCCAGGACGCUGCUGAAGCCGCUGUGUUCAUGGAGAAGAACCUGAAUCAGGCCCUCAUGGACCUGCGUGCCCUGGGUUCUGCCGGCGCACAGCCCCGCCUCUGUGACUUCCGGGAGGGCCGCGUCCUAGAUGAGCAGGUGAAACUCAUCCAGAAGAUGGGCGACCACCUGACUAAGCUCUGCAGGCUGGUUGGCCCCCAGGCUGGGCUGGGCCAGUAUCUCUUCGAAAGGCUCAUCCUCAAGCACGACGAGGAGCCUCCAAAGUCCAGGGGCCUUUGA